AAAUUGAAAAUGUGUAAAUUCUUCUUAGCGGCAAAUCGAUUUUGUUUAGUGAAGGUCUUUUGCUUGCCUAAAGUUUCUAAAAUUAAACAAUUUAAGUAUAUAUAGUUGUGAUACCACGAGCUGUCACGAGAAAUGUUGCUUCUAGCCAAUUUAAUCGGCUUUUCAGUUUAAAUCAUUUGGAGCGGAAGGACUCCAUUUAAAAAAUAGAGAUGUCGACGCCAAAUUUUCUUUUGAGCAACGGUAAAAAUAUGCCUAUAGUGGGUCUUGGAACUUGGAGGAGUCCCCCUGAGGUCGUAACUCAAGCUGUAAAGGAUGCUGUUGAUAUAGGAUAUCGCCACUUUGAUUGUGCCCAUAUCUACGGGAAUGAGGCCCAAGUCGGCGCUGCUCUGCGGGAGAAAAUAGAUGAGGGUGUGGUGACGCGGGACCAGCUUUUCAUUACGAGCAAACUAUGGAAUACGCACCACAAACCAGAGCUAGUGAGGCCUGCCUGCGAGACAAGUAUGAGAAACUUGGGAGUGGACUACUUGGAUCUCUACCUGAUGCACUGGCCCAUGGCUUACAAGUCGGGCGAUGUCCUAUAUCCCACCUGUCCGGAUACGAAUAAAGCUGUAUUCGAGGACAUUGACUACGUGGACACAUGGCGGGCCAUGGAGGAUCUGGUUGAUGAGGGACUUUGCCAGGCCAUUGGUGUGUCAAACUUCAAUGAACAACAGAUCACUAGGCUGCUAAGCUUAGCCAAGCUAAAGCCGGUAGUUCUGCAGAUCGAGUGUCACCCGUACCUGAGUCAGAAGCCAUUGAUUACUCUCUGUUAUGAUAAUGCCAUUGCUGUAACCGCCUAUAGCUGCUUAGGAUCAGGACACACGCCUUACGAAAAGCCCGGCGCGUAUCCUUUGCUUCAGCACCCGACUAUCCUGGCUAUAGCUGAGAAAUACGAAAGGACACCGGCACAAGUCCUUCUUCGAUAUCAGACACAGUCGGGUAUUAUCGUUAUCCCGCGAUCCGUCAGCAAACAUCACAUGCAGGAUAAUUUCAAACGAAUCUGGGACUUUGGACUGGCCAUAGAUGAUAUCAAGGCUAUUCAUGAUCUGGACUGUAAUGGUCGUUUUAUGACCAUGAAGGCGGCCUAUGGACACCCUCAUCAUCCUUUUGAGCCAGUUCAGCCGUAAUACAUCAUUUUCUGGAUUUGGAGGAAAGAAGGUAGACGACUCUUACCAAAAACAAGUCAAAAGACGCAGAAUUGCCUUUUUUGCAGUGAAAUUGUUAUCGGAGAUAAUCAAACUUCGUGUAAAAUCAAUGCAAGCAUAAACCAAUGUUAACCAAUAUCUGUAUUAAGUGUUUAUAUAAUAAAAAUGUGUAACAUUAUAUUUACUAUA
This is a messenger RNA of Drosophila ficusphila, 1373 nucleotides long. RefSeq names its product aldo-keto reductase family 1 member B1. The transcript is spliced from 6 exons. The record is from RefSeq and is a predicted model, not a curated record. The coding region runs from base 210 to 1166 and encodes 318 amino acids. Gene Ontology annotation, cellular component: cytosol. Gene Ontology annotation, molecular function: aldose reductase (NADPH) activity. NCBI's taxonomy places the organism in Eukaryota, Metazoa, Arthropoda, Insecta, Diptera, Drosophilidae.